This is a messenger RNA of Mycena indigotica, 1458 nucleotides long. RefSeq names its product S-adenosyl-L-methionine-dependent methyltransferase. Gene Ontology annotation, molecular function: O-methyltransferase activity. The record is from RefSeq and is a predicted model, not a curated record. NCBI's taxonomy places the organism in Eukaryota, Fungi, Basidiomycota, Agaricomycetes, Agaricales, Mycenaceae. The transcript is spliced from 10 exons. Bases 1 to 1458 code for a protein of 485 amino acids.
AUGGACUCUGCAAAGUCGAAACAACCCAGCCCUCUCCGCCAAUUACUCUCCUUGCUCACCGAGAACGUCGAGCGCCUAGAAUGUAUCGCGGCCGCUGCCGCUGCCCCAAUUCCUGACCUCCACACACCGUUCAGCCUCGAGUCAGAAGCAUUCAGAGCCAUCCCAGAAGCCGCCGAAGCUGCGAGGAUCGUCAGCGCUGCCGCACUCCAUCUUGACGCAAUCCUUGCACCCCCUCAAAUUUCGAUUUUCCGUGUUGUUGACGGGCACUUCAAGUCGGCCGCGUUGCGCAUCUGUUUGGAGUCAGGUGUAACCGAGAUCUUGCGUGAAGCUGGCCCUGAGGGUCUCAGCACUUCCGAAAUAGCCGCGAAGAAUGGACAGGACGCAGACAAACUCGCACGUUUCUUACGCUACCUUGCAACGCACCACGUUUAUCGCGAAGUCUCUCCCAAUGUAUUCGCCAAUACGCGGCUCUCAAGUAUGCUGGACACCGGAAAAUCGAGCGAAGAGAUCCUCAAGAGUCCUGACACCAAGUACGAAGCAACUUCGGGCCUCGCCGCGGUUGCAGCUCACCAUCUUGACGAAGUUUUCAAAGCAUCCGCCAAUGCCUGGGAGACACUUUGCGACGGCGAUCCCGCUGAAGGCGACCCGAGUCUGUCGCCGUUUGCACGCGCUAUGAAGCUCGAACGGGGCGAGACAAUGUGGGCCUACUUUGCCAAACCCGAAGUUCAAACGAAGGCGCGUCGUUUCGACAUUGCGAUGCAGGGUAUCUUGGGCUUCCAGCCCCCGAAUGCGAUUGUCAACUCUUACGACUGGGCUGCACUUCCGCAAGGAGCUGUUGUUGUUGACGUCGGCGGAGGCGUUGGGACAACAUGCUUUGCUCUGGCGGAGCGCUUUCCCAACUUGAAACUCGUUCUGCAAGAUCAAGAGGCCGUUCUUGGGCAUGCGAAAAAGAUGUGGGAGGAGCGAAUGCCUGACGCGCUGACUUCCGGCCGUGUACAGCUCCAACUCCACAACUUCUUCUCCGAGCAGCCUCAAAUAUCCGCCUCCGUGUUUGUUAUCAAACACGCAUCUUUGGACUGGGCCGACAAGUACGCCAAAGAGAUCUUUUCACGGCUUUGGGACGCCGCAACGCCAGACACCACGCUCCUGGUGCUUGACAUCGUCAUGCCAUUAGCAUGUCGGGAAAACGCAGAGACGUCGACGACCAGCCACAUCCCCGGCGCGGCGCUGCCGGAAGCACCGGAGCCAUUAUUACCAAACUACGGCGGGGCGAAUGAUAUGGCAUACAACGUCGACUUCGCGAUGUUCUUACUUACGAACUCGCAAACACGAACUGCGGCACAUUUCAUGGGAUUGCUCGCCAGCGUCGGUUGGAAAGUGGUCAGAAUACACGGUCAGGGAGGGGACAGCGCGUAUAUCAAGAGCGUCGAGGCUAAGAAGGUGGCCAAUCUGAACUAG